Messenger RNA from Aspergillus neoniger CBS 115656, 1213 nucleotides. RefSeq names its product aldo/keto reductase. Gene Ontology annotation, molecular function: D-xylose reductase (NADPH) activity. Gene Ontology annotation, cellular component: cytosol. Gene Ontology annotation, biological process: D-xylose catabolic process. The record is from RefSeq and is a predicted model, not a curated record. Bases 219 to 1178 code for a protein of 319 amino acids. The transcript is spliced from 3 exons. NCBI's taxonomy places the organism in Eukaryota, Fungi, Ascomycota, Eurotiomycetes, Eurotiales, Aspergillaceae.
CACAAAUUCAUUUAGCCUCCAAUGCCGCUAUCUGUGCCAUGUAUGGCGCCUCCAGUGGAUACGCGCAAUGAAUUUGAGUUCAUAAUGCCAUGACCGAGGGGCAGUUACUUAUUACCCCUCCAAACCUUCCCUUUCUCUCCCUUCAUCCCCCCCUGAUCCUACUUUGACCGCGUCUCUAUACCUUGCCUCAACACGACCUUGUUACUCCUUCAAUCACCAUGGCCUCUCCCACCGUCAAGCUAAACAGCGGCUACGACAUGCCCCUCGUGGGCUUCGGUCUCUGGAAGGUGAACAACGACACCUGCGCUGACCAGAUCUACGAGGCCAUCAAGGAAGGAUACCGUCUGUUUGACGGCGCCUGCGACUACGGAAACGAAGUUGAAGCCGGCCAAGGCGUCGCGCGGGCCAUCAAAGACGGUCUCGUCAAGCGUGAAGAGCUCUUCAUCGUCUCCAAGCUAUGGAACAGCUUCCACGACGGCGACCGCGUAGAACCCAUCUGCCGCAAGCAGCUCGACGACUGGGGCAUUGACUACUUCGACCUGUACAUUGUGCACUUCCCCAUCUCACUGAAAUACGUUGACCCUGCUGUCCGCUACCCGCCGGGUUGGAUGUCCGAGAACGGCAAGCUGGAGUUCGGCAACGCCACGAUCCAAGAGACCUGGACGGCGAUGGAGUCGCUCGUGGACAAGAAGCUCGCUCGCAGCAUCGGUAUUAGUAACUUCUCUGCGCAGCUGGUCAUGGAUCUGCUGCGGUAUGCGCGCAUUCGUCCUGCCACGCUGCAGAUCGAGCAUCAUCCGUACCUCACGCAGACAAGGCUGGUCGAGUAUGCCCAGAAGGAGGGGUUGACAGUUACGGCGUAUAGUUCUUUUGGACCAUUGAGUUUCCUUGAGUUAAGUGUGCAGGAUGCGGUGAAUUCGCCGCCGUUGUUUGAGCAUGAGCUUGUUCAGGGCAUUGCGGAGAAGCAUGGACGCACGCCGGCGCAGGUGUUGUUGAGGUGGGCGACGCAGAGGGGUGUGGCGGUUAUUCCCAAGAGUAAUAACCCUCAGCGGUUGAAGCAGAACCUGGAGGUUACCGGGUGGGAUCUGGAGGAGGACGAGAUUCGGGCCAUUGCUGGGUUGGAUCGCGGGUUGCGGUUCAAUGAUCCUUUGGGAUACGGACUCUACGCCCCUAUUUUCUAAACGACCCAGCUAUGAGUGUAUAUACGAUAUAUGAA